Molecule: messenger RNA, 207 nt
Organism: Meloidogyne enterolobii
Lineage: Eukaryota; Metazoa; Nematoda; Chromadorea; Rhabditida; Meloidogynidae
Source: the annotation of a GenBank genome assembly
AUGGCAAGUCCACGUACUAGACGAAUAUUAAAAGACCUUAGACCUGUUGAUGAGAAUAACUUUUGUUUUGAAUGUCAAGCAUUAAAUCCUCAAUGGGCUAGUGUUACUUAUGGCAUUUGGAUUUGUUUGGAAUGUUCUGGGAAGCAUAGAGGACUUGGUGUACAUAUCAGGUUUUAUUUAGAUUUUUUAAUUUUGAUGAGGUUAUAG